This is a messenger RNA of Chelonus insularis, 2010 nucleotides long. RefSeq names its product deltex (gene dx). The transcript has 6 exons. The record is from RefSeq and is a predicted model, not a curated record. Gene Ontology annotation, cellular component: nucleoplasm. Lineage: Eukaryota; Metazoa; Arthropoda; Insecta; Hymenoptera; Braconidae. Gene Ontology annotation, molecular function: ubiquitin protein ligase activity; zinc ion binding. The coding region runs from base 148 to 1743 and encodes 531 amino acids. Gene Ontology annotation, biological process: protein ubiquitination; Notch signaling pathway.
CUCUCGGGUUGGUUUGCAAACAAAACUUUUCACCGUAUUUUACGACAAGUAUCGUGGAAAAAUAUUAUCCGUGGGAGACACAAAAAUGUUCCCACGCUCUUGGGUUACAAGUGUGUGCAUUAUGUGCGUGUAAAUUCCAACGAGAAGAUGAGCGCACAGGGACAAGAACACGGUCAUGCUGUGGUUGUAUGGGAGUGGGAGAAUCGUCAGGGUAGAUGGAGACCCUACAGCCCUGCAGUAUCGCAACAUCUAGAAAGAGCACACUUUAAAAAACUUACGAGAGUUUUCCUCAAUGAUGCUGACCCCACUCUUGACAGGUAUUAUAUCAAUUUAAAAACAAAAACUCAAUGUAGCGAUGAUGGAGAAGAGAUCCAUGGAGUACGAAGGAAAUUCUAUUUACCAAGUUCACCUGCUGGUAAAGGAGCCAAGUGGGAAUGGGCAGGUGACACCGAUGAUUGGCACACUUAUGAUAUGGAAGUUCAAUGUCUGAUUGAAGAAGCUUGGGCAAUGGGAAGUAAGACAAUAGAUGUAUCGAAAACAUAUUUGGGAUUUCCGUAUAUCAUAAACUUUUGUAAUCUUACACAAGUUCGAUGUUGUACUGGUUACGUACGACCAAUUCGACGCAUUCAACAAGCGCCUUAUCCUCUAGUCAAAGUUGCUUUAGAAGAAAUUCAAUUUCCUACUGUUCGACGACCACUUCCUCCGCUUCAACCCAAAAAUCCUGGUAAUAAAACAGGCCAUAAAAAGCAGCCUUGUAGCAGUAGUAAAAAAAGCACCAAAAAAAGUAAAAAUAGUGACAAUGGACCAUCAAAUAUUGCUCGGGUAAUUCUGAGUAAUUUCAACAUUUUUGCAAGUAAACACCACAUUGAAAAUAACAAUUCAGUGACUACCUCGACCCCAGAAUCGUCAAACAAACGUAAAACAUGGGACACAGUUCUUGAUGCUGAUUCGAGUAGUACAAAAAGUGGCAGAAGACCUAGUGUGGAUACUGUAUCAACUUAUUUAAGUCAUGAGAAUCCAGUAGAUUUGCUCGACAGCAGUGUCGGAAGUGACGAUGUCUUUAAAGAUUCAGUAGUGAACGUGGAACGAACAACUGAUGUUAUUUCUCAAUACGUUAAAGUUGUUGAGAGUGAUGGAACUGAUUCUUGUCCGGUUUGUUUAGGAACACCCGAACCAUUAACGGUCGAAUUAACUCGAUGUAGACAUCGACUUCAUUUGGCAUGUUUAAAUGCAAUGUUAAGCUCUCAACAACAUCCAAUGUAUAUUCAGUGUCCAGUUUGUCGAAUGAUUUAUGGAGAAAAACGUGGCAAUCAACCAUCCGGAACUAUGAAUUGGACACGAAUUCCACGAGCUUUACCCGGAUUUCCUAAUACUAAUACCAUACAGAUAACUUAUGACAUUCCAUCUGGUAUUCAAGGGCCAGAACAUCCAAACCCUGGACAAGCAUACUAUGCAGUAGGUUUUCCUCGAGUUUGUUAUCUUCCAGAUAAUGAUUUGGGUCGAAGAGUAUUGCGACUGUUACAAAUAGCAUUUGAACGUCGUUUGAUAUUUACAGUUGGUCGUUCUGUAACAACAGGACGUGAAGAUGUCGUCACAUGGAAUGAGAUUCACCAUAAAACUGAAUUAGGUCCAUCAACUUCCGGUCAUGGGUAUCCGGAUGUAAGUUAUUUGGAACGGACAUUAGCAGAAUUAGCAGCUCAAGGUGUCACUGAUGGGCACCCAGGUCAUUUUCAAGAUAUAUAAAAAUAUAAUUUAUAUAUUGCUAUAUAAAAUUAAUAACAAUCAUUAUAAUUAAUAUCAUUUAUUAAUUAGAAAUUAUUAUUUUUAUUAUUAAAGUUAAUUGCUGAAUAUUUUUUAUAUAAAAAUUCAUACUUGGCAAUACUAUAUUAUUAAGCAUAACAACGAACUGAUAGAAUUCUUAUAUUAGCUCGUAAAUUAUUGCCAUACUCUUUAUUAAGUUUUUUAAGUGGUUUAUGAUAUAUAAGAGAAUGAAAAGGAUGAAAAAUAUUG